CUUCCGGGUCGCGGUGCUUGCAGGGAGCGCUCUGCGAGUAGCGUCGUUUCCGUUGCCGGCUGUUUGCAGUUGGGGAAACCGAGGCAGACUUCAGCUCCCCAUAGUUCUUCCGCUCCUGUGAGGAAAAAAAUGUUUAUUUCUUUGUGGGAGUUCUUCUAUGGGCACUUUUUUCGAUUUUGGAUGAAAUGGCUCUUACGACAGAUGACUGGAAAGUGUGAAUUGCAGCGAAUUUUUGAUACCUGUGUAGGUGCACAAAGGACACACAAGAUAGAAAAUUCCUUGACAUACUCCAAGAAUAAGGUUUUACAGAAAGCGACACUUGUUGUUCAGAGUGAAGUGGACAGAUGUGUAGAUGACAUAAUGAAGGAAAAGAAUAUCAGCCCUGAGAAGGAUGCCAGUUUUAAAAUCUGCAUGAAGGCAUGCUUACUGCAGAUAUCCGGUUAUAAACAGCUCUAUUUGGAUGUCGAAAGUGUGAGGAAAAGGCCAUAUGAUUCUGAUAACCUGCAACAUGAAAAGCUGCUUCUCAAGCUUUGGGAUCUUCUGAUGCCCACGGAAAAGCUGAAGGCUAGAAUCUCCAAGCAGUGGGCUGACAUUGGUUUCCAGGGGGAUGAUCCCAAAACAGACUUCCGAGGCAUGGGCAUGCUUGGACUAAUCAACCUUGUAUAUUUCAGUGAAAAUUACACCAGUGAAGCUCAUCAGAUUCUUUCCCGUUCAAAUCAUCCAAAACUAGGGUAUUCUUAUGCAAUAGUUGGAAUCAAUCUGACAGAGAUGGCUUAUAGCUUGCUGAAGAGCGAAGCUUUAAAGCUUCAUCUCUACAACUUUGUUCCUGGUGUCCCGACAAUGGAACACUUCCACCAGUUCUACUGUUACCUCGUCUAUGAGUUUGACAAGUUUUGGUUUGAAGAAAAGCCAGAAAGCAUUAUGUAUUUCAACAUAUAUAGAGAGAAGUUUCAUGAAAAGAUUAAAGGACUCUUACUGGAUUGUAAUGUAUCACUUACUUUAAACAUAUGAAUCAUACCUAGUAUCUUCUAUUUCUACCACAUUUUGCACACACGACAGAAUUUAUAUGUUGUAAUAGAAAUUAUCUGAUCAAUGACACUGCUUAUAUAUACUUUCCUACAGAAAUAGUUCAGAAAUUCUAUUUAAGAAAGCUAGCGGACAAUCAGUGUAUGUUUACAGUCGUCUGUACACUGUCCUCCAAAGGCACCGUGACCUUCCAAAGAGCCCUCGAGAGAGCCGUGUGGACUCCAGUUUGGAACUUGGGAUUUAGCCUGUUUAGUAUAAAAGUACCAAUCAGGUAUUCGUAUUAAAUUGGUUGAUUAAAAUGUGUAAAAAUCAGUUUUCGCUUUUAUGUGUUGUAACUUUCAAGUUGGUAUCUUUGCGAAGCUCUUAAGUAUUUUUGUUUUCGAGUUUAGAAAUGAUCGCUCUUUAUUUUCUUUCUCUUGUUUUAUGCGUAAGUUAAUUAACAGGGAGAAUAGUUCUUUGUGACUGUCUUUGCGUCUCAGUCACACGUCAGCGUUGCUUCAGUGCGAGCAUAGGUGCGUCAGAGAUCGGAGGAUCAUGGCCUUGUGGAUCUCUCCGAUUAUUCAGCGUAAUAGAUAAUAAGAGAAUGACAGUAUUGGUGACUAGCUUUUUUUGUUAUUUUAAAGCUUAAGGACAUUUUCUUAUUUUCGAUAUUUGCUUUCUGUCACUUAUAGAAAAGAACCUUAGUUAGUGCUUGGUGUGAGAGCUUUUUUGGGGGCUUCUCUACUUGCAUGUGUUUAUGGAAAGAGAUAUUUGCUAAGAAGAUCUUGAUUGUAUUCAAAGGACAGUUGUUUCAAUAAAGCUGUCUUUGAACUCGAGCAAGAAGAAAACAUAAAGCUUUUUAAAAGUCUCCAUUAAACAUCGCUGGUUUAUUUUACUUACCAUUAACUCUCACCUCCCUGGUGUUUCCGGAUGGAGAUGUGUGGACUUUGUGGAUAUUCUCCGAGCUAACAAUCUGUGGGAUGCUGAAGCAGCCUGAGGGUGAUGAUUGUGCAUUUUGUAUGGUUUUAUUCUCCCAAAGUCUCAGGAAGGCAGCAAGUAUGUCAAGGAUUAUAUAGUGAUGAGAGUCCAAUGGGAACAAUUUCUUCUUUGUGUGUUUUAGACAUUUGUACUCAUGGCAGAAUUAAGAAAGUUUAAAGAUAGGUUCAUCUGAUUACUAAGUUCUCUCUAAAUCCCACGGAAACCAGCCUGUUAAAGACAUAAUUUAAUCUAAAACAUGAAGAUAGCUGGUAAUCUUUUAACAUGGCAUGUAUCGGGUGUUUAAGGACUAGCUCUUAUGUGAUGUAUCAAGACCUGAGACUUUGAAGUAUUUAUUCAUUUUUGUUGACAAAGCUCUUCAAACUUGCAAAGAAUGGUAAAAGAAAAAAAAAUCUGAUUGGAAAAUAACAGAUGCAGUGUUGCUAUGCAGUGUUGAUAGAUUAAAAGCGCCUGCAUUAAAAGUAUGAUUUUCUCAAUAAGAUAAAACUGUUUUUAAAAUUGGGUUCAUUUUAUUCCAAUAGUGGCAGUUUAGCUAUCCAGUAUUAUAUCAAUUUAGAAAUUGGUUUCUUGUAGGGGAGUUCUCAACCUUGGGAGUAUCUUAGCCUAAUUUUUAAAAGUAUUUUUAAUGCUUUAUCAUCCAGCUGGAGUUCUAUGAGAAGUAGCAAAAUCCUGAUAAAGAUCAAGUGUUAACUAUUAAAGUUCAUUUUAUCAAGGUGUUUACUAUUACCUGGAAAAUAAUCCUGUUAGUCUUUUAAUUUUUGUGCUGAAAAUACUCAUCUUUAUAUUUUGAUCUUUCAACAGCUGAGAUAUUGAACUGAUUUAAACCUGUCAGUAUGCUUAAUAAAACAAUGACUCAAGUAUGGAAAUGGACACUUUUUAAAUAAUUUUUUCUCUUUCUAGGGAGGAAAAAAAAUCUUUUUAAUAAUAUUUUUAAAAUAUCAUUAGAAUGUUUGCUCACUAAUAUGUUCUUUAAACCCACCUCUGUUUGUACAAUAUAGAUGUUGUUCUGUUUUUGCUGAAAAUAAUCACUAACUGUUUCAGAUAGUUCGAUAGUGAAUUGGUCUAAAAGCCACCAACAAAUUCUAAGGAUUGAUAGCUUGGAAGCCAAGCUAAGUGUCACCAGUUGUAAAUUAGUAUGUAACGUGAGCCUUCUGACUUUUAUGUGAUAAGCGACAUAGAUGAAAAGAAAAAUGUGAUAAUUGUAUCUGCUUUCCUACUUUUCCUUGCUUUCAACAUAUGUAUGUUAGAAUUUUAUGUAGUCUUAAAAUCCAUAUUUAGAAUCUUACCUUUUUCUAUAGUAAUAACUACCAGAGUAGCAAUAGAACGAAGUAGUGGGAGAAUUAUCUUUGUUUUAGCAUCAAAAAAGUGAAUCAGCGUUGAAAUGAAUUUUUGUGUGUGCCAGAUUAAAGAGAGUGUGCCAGUGACAAGAAUGGUCUAAAAAUAUAAGUACGGUGGUUGUAGUUCAAAUAUGUUCCGAAAGACAAUCUUUAAAGAAUGGGAGAAAUCAGGGGAUAUCAAUAUGGUGGUAGAGUUAGAUAUACAAAUCAGUGUCUUACUGGCACCAGUUACGCUUUAGAAAACAGAAUCUUUUUUCUUGAAAAUGCCCAUCCUGAUUUCUAUUUAAGAGCUACUUGGAUUUGUAUGUAUUUUUCUAUGUGAAAAUAUGUGUACUCUUCAUUCUUAUUCCAACGUUCAUAAUUGUUUUAUGUACCAUUUCUCUCCUUUGCGUUCGGUCAGAUAGAACUUGGUCAAAUAUCUGCUCAAAGGAGCAGCAUUGCACGAGUGUGUAAAGUGGAAAGCUCGAGCGAGAGCAGAGAAGAUGGCUCAUUGUCCUGGCACAGAAGAGGAGAGGUUUGGCUCUGAGGGCAACUAUCCUUGUUUACUGUCCUUCUUGAAUUACUGAUGGGGGAGCAACAGUGAUUUUCUCAGGAUAAAUGGUCUACCCACCUUCUCUAUGAAUAAGUCUGGGGAGGCUUAAUUUAAUUUUCACAUAUAUGAACCUCUUCGCAUCAGCAAUUUGUUCAUGAAAAUUCAUGGAAUUGUUAAGAAUCUGAGAGAAAUCAUGAGUGAGCUUUUUUCUUUUCCCCCUAGCUUCAGCUUUUGACAAGAAAAAUUUUAAAUGUAAUGCAGGUAAGACCCAACUAUUGCGUUACUAUGAGAGGGUGAUUCUAUGUUUGAAUACUGUUCAGAUAUUCAAAAACUAUUUAAGCGAUAGCUUUUCUGGUGGAAAAAGUGCUGGUUGACAACCUAAAGAAAUAGAUUUUUAUCUACUUCGGAUAAAGCAAUUAACUUCUUAUGUAAAAGCAAUAGCUGAAAUGUGAUGUCGUUUUGUUGGGAAUGUUGUGAGCAAAUAAAAAACACGUUCAAACUGU
Molecule: messenger RNA, 4373 nt
Organism: Pteropus alecto (black flying fox)
Lineage: Eukaryota; Metazoa; Chordata; Mammalia; Chiroptera; Pteropodidae
Gene: ELMOD2
Product: ELMO domain containing 2
Exons: 9
Coding region: 130-1011 (293 amino acids)
Cellular component (GO): membrane
Molecular function (GO): GTPase activator activity
Source: RefSeq, a predicted model, not a curated record